Molecule: messenger RNA, 5079 nt
Organism: Engraulis encrasicolus (European anchovy)
Lineage: Eukaryota; Metazoa; Chordata; Actinopteri; Clupeiformes; Engraulidae
Gene: slmapa
Product: sarcolemma associated protein a
Exons: 23
Coding region: 1267-3756 (829 amino acids)
Biological process (GO): acrosome assembly; single fertilization
Cellular component (GO): acrosomal membrane
Molecular function (GO): protein binding
Source: RefSeq, a predicted model, not a curated record
UUUGUGUACAGUGUACUUAAUUUCAGUAUGGCGUCGGACGGUUGUGGGGGACAAGUUGGCUUAAUUUGUCUCCAACAUAACUGGGGGCGGUGUUAACACGGAGACGUUUUUCGUUGCAAUUCUUUUAUCCGAAUAUCAGAUUUAUUUUUUUCAAAAAAGGUGGAACAUUCUUGGUAUCAACGGGACUGGUGUUGCCUUGUGUGGCUGGUUGCUUGUAAGGCUUGGUUUUCCUUCAACACUAUUUGAGUAGCCAUUGUAAGCCGAACCCUCAAAACCACGUAUUUGAUUGUUUUUACUGAAUAACUUAGCAUUGGCCUUUCUCUGCGACAAAUACCCAAGUCACAGACACAGCCGACACACAAAAGACAUAGUUUCACGAAUGGCAUUUACCUAAGUUGGGCAACAUUAUCGGUUAGCCAAACUAGCAGGCGACUUAGCUGCCUCAACUAUCACACACCAGCUUGACAACACUUGAGUAACAGAUCAGGCGUAGCUACUUCUGAUAUCAGGUAAAGCCCGAUCGUAUCACACGAUGGACAAAACAUAACUCGUAUGUCUUGUGUAGGACUGCCUGAAUGCUAAUUGCGGGUGAGAUUUCCCCCUCGAGGACUGUGAGCUAGUAAACUACUAGACAGUGUUGCUGUUGUGGGGAGGGGUGGUAGCUAGCUAUGCAGGGAUGCUAGCUAAUCAGUCGGUGAAUAUUAGCAACCCAGCCAUAUGUGGUGUGCGUGCUUGAAUGUUUCUGUGCACAUAUAGCAAGUGUUUGAGGCAGAAAGACGCUGGAAAUAAGUUACUGGAUAUUUAAGUUGGGCGAUUCUCUUGCGAGUGUUUGGAUAAACCAGCGCAAAUUUGAGUGUCAAAAUCUAGAAAGGCCAAGUAAUAUUACUCACAGUUGAGCUAGGUAACAUGGUUCAUCUGACAGGGGCUAACCCCAAUUGAGUUUGUUGGAGCUAUUCUGAUCUGGAGUUUGCAUGUGAAGCGAAGUCUUCUGUGGAUAACAUGGCUGUCUUUGUUGACUGUACACUCGCUAAUACCUGAUAAUGACUUGCAACAGCAGUUCGGAAAGAAAUAGGUAUGUCUCCGUGAGUGUUGUUACUGAAUUGCGACUGUUCUGAAGGGGUAAUGUGAAUGUUCUUGGACUACCUGUCGAGACAAAUCUUUUUAUAAACGUGUUUUUUUACUUCCGGUAAAUUUAAGUCGGUCAUUCUGGAUCAAGAAACCUUGUCUUUCGUAUCUGGUUGGAGUAACACUCCCAAGCCAUCCUCAAUGCCUUCAGCGCUGGCCGUCUUUACCUGCCGCCCGAAUUCACACCCAUUUCAGGAACGCCAUGUCUACCUGGACGAACCAGUCAAGAUUGGGCGAUCCGUGGCUCGCUGUCGGCCCGCCCAGAACAACGCCACUUUCGACUGCAAGGUGUUGUCCAGGAAUCACGCUCUUGUCUGGUUUGAUCACAAAACGGGAAAGUUUUACCUCCAGGACACCAAGAGCAGCAACGGCACCUUCAUCAACAGCCAGCGCCUGAGCCGCGGCUCUGAAGAGAGUCCACCUUGCGAGGUCCUGUCUGGUGACAUUAUUCAGUUUGGAGUCGACGUAACUGAGAACACACGCAAAGUCACCCAUGGUUGCAUCGUGUCCACCAUCAAGCUGUUCCUACCGGAUGGCAUGGAGGCUCGGCGGCGAUCAGAUGUGAUCCAAGCACCAUUACCACAGCCUAUUGAUAAGGUGGCAGCAAACACGCCCAGUAUGUACUCUCAGGAACUCUUCCAGCUAUCGCAGUAUCUGCAGGAGGCUCUGCACAGGGAGCAGAUGCUUGAGCAGAAGCUGGCUACGUUACAGAGGCUGCUGACCAGCACGCAAGAGGCUUCAGAGAGUAGCUGGCAGGCUUUAAUAGAUGAGGACCGUUUGCUGUCUCGUCUCGAAGUGAUGGGAAAUCAGCUGCAAGCUUUCUCCAAAAACCAGUCUGAAGACAGCAUUCGGAAGGAGUUGGUGAACUUGCAGGAGGAUAAGUUCAAUUAUGAGACGACAGCCAAAGAGUCACUGAGGCGGGUUCUUCAAGAGAAAAUUGAGGUGGUCCGAAAGCUCUCGGAGGUGGAGAGGAGUCUUAGCAACACAGAAGACGAGUGCACGCACCUGAAGGAGAUGAACGAGCGCAGCCAGGAGGAGCUGCAUGAGCUGGCCAACAAGUACAACGGCGCCGUCAACGAGAUCAAAGACCUGACCGACAAGAUCAAGCUGGCAGAGAGCCGUCAGGAGGAGCUGACUCAGAAGGGCCAGAGUGAGAAGGCGGCUCUGCAGCUGCGCAUCGAGGAGAUGGAGGAGAAGGAGCAGGCACUGCAGGCCAGAAUAGAGGCCCUGCAAGCCGACAACGACUUCACCAACGAGAGGCUUGCAGCGCUGCAAGUGAGGUUAGAGCAACUGCAGGAGAAAAGCAUAAAGGAAAACAACAGUUUAGCUGUGAAACAGUUGAAGGAGGCAGUGGAUUCCUCAAUACACAAGCUAGCCAACUUUGAUGAAGUCAUAGAUGCACAUCUCCAGAAUAACCAAACUGCAGGGGACAACAGCCUGGCCAGUCCAGAGAGACUGAAAGAAAAUCAAAUGGACGCGAAAGAGUCGGAUAUGUCUGACACACUGAGCCCCAGCAAAGACAGAAGCAGUGACGAUACUUCAGAGGGACAAAUGGAUGAACAGGAGAUGAACGAUCCUGAGAACAGGGUGACUCUUCUUAAAGAUGAGCUGCAAAGGGCCAAUCUAGAGACAGCCGACACGGACCAAGUGAUCCACCACUUGCACCGGGAACUACUAGAGGCCCAAGAACUGGCCAACAUGGGCAAGCAGAAAUGCUUAGAGCUGCAAGCUUUGUUGGAGGAGGAGAGAAGGACCAACCUGCAGCAGACUGAGGAAUCUUCCAGACAGAUCCAGUACCUGCAAACUCAGCUGCAUAAGCUGCAGGCGGACAUGGAGAACCUUAGGGAGCAGCGUGAGAACACCAUCAGCACCACUCGCGAGGAGCUGUUCAGCGCCCAGGAGGAAGUCACCCUUCUUCGCCAGGCCAUGGAGAAGGCCACCGGCGAGCGAGAACGUGACAUCACUACCCUGCAGGCUGAACUCGGCUGCGUCACGUCCGAGCUGGACAAGUGGAAGCAGGCAGCCGCCAAGUACGAGGUGGAGAUCAGCACCUUACAGGCCAGCUUCCAGCAGCAGAGCCUUCAGCAGGCGAAAGCUGCGCAGCUGCAAGGUGAGUUGGAGAAGCUUCAGCAGGAGUAUAGCAGCCUGCAGAAGGAAUGUGAGGGUCUGCGCUCUGAGAAAGUUUCUCUGAUGACGAGGCUCCAGCGGCUGGAAACAGAGCUGGACAGUUCGCGGGAGGAGAGUGCAACUCUUAGCUGCAGUCUGAAUGCCCUGGAGAAGACCCAGGGAGACCUGCAGAGCCGCCUGGGCUGCAUGCAGGAUCAGCAUCUCCAGGACGCCAGCAUGCUGCGGAGUCAGCUUGCCCAGGCUGACAGUCACACUAAGAGCUUACAAAGAGAGUAUGAAGACACUCAGUUGCAGCUGUCUGACUUGAGACAGCGUUACGAGAGGACCGAACAAGAGAAAUUGUCCAUUAACGCAGAGCUGGAACAGUGCAAGGUGAACCUGAAGCUGUUGCAGGAUAAGGGAAAGCAUAGCGGUUGGAUGCCUUGGAUGCCGGUGGUGGCUGUGAUGGUGGCAAUGGCGACAGCACUUCUGUACCCCGGCCUGUCAAAGAGCAGCCCCUCUUGAACAGCGCCAUGGCAGCGGCACAUCUGGAGUUCAGAGUGUACUCCUUCUCAACACACAUGCAUGCACACAUGCACGACACGACGACAUGCGCACACGCACACACACACACACACACACGCACGCACACACACGCACGCACACACACACACACACACACACACACACACACACACACACACACACACACACACACACACACACACACACACACACACACACACACACACACACUCUCUAAAACGAUUCAUUUUACAUAUCCCAUCCCCUUCACCUCAGUCCCUCUUCUCUCUCUCAAGAAAACCCAAAAUCCUUUUUGGGCCCUUUGUGAUCAGAGGUGUGUCUCUCCUUUACCCCCCACCCCCCACCCCCACUCCCCCAAAGGAACCUCCUGUUCUGCAACUGUAUAGAAAUGUACCUGUAAAUACAGAAUAGAAUCAGAGGGAAUAAAAGGUUGCUACGUCUAUAUUAUAGAGAAAAAAAUAUAUCUGCUGUUUUUUUUUUCCAAUAGGUGAGAAUGUUGACUUUUACAAUGGCCUAAAAUAGGUCACUUUUCUUUUAGGUGGGUACCAAAUUACCGGCAAGAUCUUAUUUUUAUUUCUUCUUUUCCUUUUUUUUUCUUUCUCCGUGGUUUGCCAUGUUAGAUUUUGAUGUGGUAUUCUAAAUAGAUGUAAAAAGCCAAAUCCAAAUGUUUAACAUCAGGGCACCAAGGGUGAAGUGCCUAACGUCUAUCUACAACAGAGCUCUCUAGGUGUUACUGUACCUGUAUGUAUCUGUGUGAAUGUGUGUGGGAGUGGGGGAUGCACUUAAAGCAACAUUUUACCAUUUUUUGGAAAUACUCUCAUUUUACACUUCUCCUUCAGUUAAAUAAUUGAGUUCUACCAGAGGAUUCAAUGUUAAUUGUUAGAUUGGAGGUAAAAUUUGCACUGCCUGACUCAAAGAACGGCAGGAAGCACAGACGAAAGGUAAAACUCAAUUAUUUAACUCAAGGAGAGGUGCAAUAUGAGCUUACUUCCAAAAAAAGGCACAGUAUCGCUUUAAUUUAACAAAUGCUACUUUGUUUGUAAGCCAAGUGCCACACAGAACUUUGUGCAGUGUCACAUUUAACAAGGAGUGAAUCAGUGUGGUGAAACGGGAGGGAUAUUAGUGUUGUUACCCCAUUUUGUCCCUCUGUGCUCUUGUCUGUUCAACAUGCUUGUAGCACAAGUGUGUGUCCAUGUACCCGAGCCUUUGUUAAUUUGUAUUGUGUGAGCAAAAAUCAAAAAUGUCCUGGUCAAUGACACUACAAAAUAUUAAGUCAUUUGAAAUUAAAACUGUUCCUUGAUA